Messenger RNA from Caretta caretta (loggerhead turtle), 10682 nucleotides. RefSeq names its product cell adhesion molecule L1 like (gene CHL1). NCBI's taxonomy places the organism in Eukaryota, Metazoa, Chordata, Testudines, Cheloniidae. The record is from RefSeq and is a predicted model, not a curated record. Gene Ontology annotation, molecular function: cell-cell adhesion mediator activity. Gene Ontology annotation, cellular component: plasma membrane; axon. Gene Ontology annotation, biological process: axon guidance; cell-cell adhesion; brain development.
UUUUGCAGGGCUGGCUUUUGCUCUGCUGCUGCCCCCGAUCCCCCGGGAGGAAGGCAACAGCUUCCAGCUGCGGUAGAGGGGCGUGUGCCGGGGAACUGCAGGCUGCCGCCCCUCCCCGCACCUUCCCCAGCCUGGCUGGGUUGUGCGGGUGCUGGGGAGCGCGAGCUGCUUGGCCAGCCCCAGAGCAGCCGCCGCUCUCUGUGUGUGUGUGUGAAGCAGGGGGGAGAUUUGGGAGGUUUAGGGGCUCGUUGCCAUGGCUCCCGGGAAGCUCCGCCGAAGGAGAUAUUGAUGCCAGUCACGGAGGGAGCCUUCUUCCUUUCAGUGCGUUCCCCCUUUUUGGUGGGGGGGAAGGCGAAGCGAUUAAUUCGGAGCGCUGGGACGGGGGAGCCGCUGCCCAAGAACCGCAGCUCCAGCCGGGCGCUUCUCCCUUUCCCCUGCGAACUCCGGGCUCUACCCAGCGAGGGACCUUAACCACCAAAAAGCAAGCCCCCUCCCCGCCCGCCCUGAGCUGGAACCAGCAAGCCCAGAUGCAGUAAAGUGGGAAGAAUGAUCCAGAUUUAAAACUCCAGAUUGUGGCAGGAGUUGAUAAAGAAGGAGCUGAAUUCACGGAUUUGCAAGUUCACAUCCUUACAUCUCAGUUGAACUGAAGGUGGGAGAAAAACAUUCUUUCAUUCUGUUUGGACUCCCUGUUUACAGAAGAGAGAUGGAGAUACUAUUAAGCACAAAAAGGAUCAACAUAUGUCUGCUUUUCUUUGUAUUAAAUUUGGCAGAAGGUAUUGAAAUACCAUUAUCAGUUGCACAGGUUCCAACAAUUACAGACCAAUCCAUGACCCAAGUUGCAUACCCUUUUGAUGAAGACUUUACAAUUAAAUGUGAAGCUAAAGGAAAUCCACAACCCACUUUUAAUUGGACUAAAGAUGAGAAACCAUUCAGUCUACUAUCUGACCCCAGAAUAAUUGCAUCCAGAAAUUCAGGAACCUUUGUGAUCCAAAAUCAGGGGAUCAUAGCUGAUUUUCAAGGGAAAUACCGUUGUUAUGCUUCAAAUGAACUGGGAACUGCCAUGUCAGAAGAAAUCGAAAUAAUAGUUCCAAGUGUACCAAAAUUCCCAAAAGAAAAGAUUGAGCCAAUUGAGGUAGAGUAUGGUGAUGCUGUGGUUUUGCACUGUAAUCCUCCCAGAGGAAUUCCACCUUUGCAUAUCUAUUGGAUGAAUAUUGAUUUACAACACAUUCCACAAGAUGAAAGGGUCUCCAUGAGCCUUAAGGGAGAUCUAUACUUCGCAAAUGUGGAAGAAAAUGACAGUCGAAGCGAUUAUUGUUGCUUUGCAGCAUUUCCCAGGCUGCGGACAAUUGUACAGAAAAUGCCAAUGACACUGAUGGUUACACGUAUUAAACAUACUAAUGACUCAAGCUCACCUAAUGCUGCUGUUACUAAGGCUAAUUUCAUCAAGGAAAGAAAACCCAAAAUACUGAUACCACCUGAAUCUUCUGGUAGCAGCUCAUCAGUUACUGUCAUCAAAGGGGGAGUUCUACUACUUGAAUGCAUUGCUGAAGGGCUCCCAACUCCGCAUCUUAACUGGAUCAAGGCUGGUAGAGAUUUGCCCAAGGACAGAGCAGUGACAGAAAGUUUUGGAAAGGUUUUGAAGAUAGAACAAGUAUCUGCAGCAGAUGAAGGAACUUAUGAGUGCACCGCAAGCAAUUCUGUGGGGAGAGUGAAACAUGAGUUUCAAGUUCACGUGGAAGAACCUCCUCAGUGGAUAAAGAAACCCACAAGUGAUGUUUACAGUAUAAAGUCAACUGCUUUACUAUUGUGUGAAGCUACUGGCAAACCUGAGCCAACUAUAAAGUGGAAACGUAAUGGGAUACCUAUUGAUAAACGGACCUAUAGGGGCAGAGUCUCUGCUGGGGAGAUCAGCAUUACCAACCUACAACUGCAGGACAGUGCAGUGUAUCAGUGUGAGGCAACUAACAAGCAUGGUGCCAUCCUUGCCACUGCCAAUGUGAAUGUUUUAAAUAUUGCUCCAUUAGUGAUAACCUCAGACAGUGAAGACUAUGCCACAGUUGUUGGUUUCAAUGCUUUCUUGCACUGUCAAGUUUUUGCUUCACCUCCUGCUGUCAUUACUUGGAUGAGGGAUGACAGCACAAUGCCACUUGAAGGUCUGCGGUACACUGUAUAUGAAAAUGGCACUUUGGAGAUCAGAGAGACAAAGAAAGAAGAUUCUGGGUCGUACACUUGUUGGGUGACAAAUUUGGUUGGAAAAAGUGCAAUCACUGCCAAUCUGGGUAUCAGAGAUGCUACAAAACUUGUUGUUACUCCUGAAAACCCACAAGUGUUGAAAUCACAUUCAGUUUUAUUGAAAUGUCAGUCUGAAUAUGACUCACACUUGAAACAAAGUUUUAAAUUAUCCUGGAGGAAAGAUGGAGAUGAGUUGCAAAUCAACAGCACAGAAGAUGGCAGGAUAAUUACUGAAAUGGAUACGUUGUUUAUAUCAAGUGUGACAUUAGAGGAUCAAGGCGUUUACACCUGUGUGGCUAGUACAUCUCUGGACAGUGUCACAGCCGAAUCCCAAUUAAUUGUCCUUGAUGUUCCUGACCCACCAGAAGAGCUACUUCUCUCAGAAAAACAGAACAGAAGUGUUAGAUUAUCCUGGAAAGCAGGAGACAGUCACAACAGUCCCAUUUAUGAGUCCAUUGUAGAAUUUGAAGUGAAUCGUUGGGAGCCUGGGAAGUGGCAGGAACUCACAAGAAUCCCAGGGAACAACACAACCGUUGUUUUAUCGUUGGCUCCUUAUAUGAAUUCCCAGUUCCGUGUUAUAUCCGUUAAUGAUGUUGGAAGAAGCAAGGCUAGCGCAUCAUCAGCACGCUAUGAAACACCUCCCACUGCUCCAGACAAGAACCCAGAAAACAUCCGAGUCGAAGCUUCUGAACCAAAUGAAAUGGUUAUGAAAUGGGAGCCAUUGAAACCCAUGGAGCAAAAUGGACCGGGACUGGAGUAUAAAGUCAGCUGGCGACAGCAGGGAGUAGAGACAGACUGGAACGAGGAAACUGUAAAAAAACAUUCCUUGACAUUGAGGAAUACUCCUACCUUUGUGCCUUAUGAUAUCAAAGUCCAAGCUGUAAACAAUUUUGGAUCUGGUCCUGAACCAAAUGUUACCACUGGAUAUUCAGGAGAGGACAUUCCAGAUGCUGCUCCUUCAAGUGUAAUGGUGGAAGUGAUGAAUAGUACACUAGUUAAAGCGAUCUGGUCCAGCAUUCCAAGAGACCGAGUUCGUGGACACUUAAAAGGAUAUAAGGUCAUUUGGUGGAAAAUAAGGAGUUUGCUAGAUGGAAAACAUCAUCACCCAGAUAAACACUUCCUAACAUUUACAGGAGACAGAAACUAUGGCAUGAUUCCUGGUCUAGAGCCAUUUAGUGAAUUUCACUUAACUGUUUUGGCUUUCAAUGCAAAAGGAUCUGGACCUGAAAGCUCUCCAACUGUAUUCCAAACUCCAGAAGAAGUCCCUGAACAGCCACGUUUUCUAAGAUUACUAAACGAAGAUAAGGAUUCUGUCACUUUGUCAUGGGGACUUCCCAGAAAACCAAAUGGCUUCCUUACUGGCUACAUUUUGCAAUAUCAGAUAAUAAAUGAGACAGAUGAGAUUGGAGCAUUGAAUGACUUCAAUAUUACAAACCCUUCGACUUUCAGCUGGAGGAUUUCAAACCUGAGCUCGAGCACCAAGUAUAAAUUCUAUGUGAGGGCCUGUACUAUAAAAGGCUGUGGGAAACCAAUCACAGAAGAAGGACUAACAAUGACAGAAGGGAGUAAAGGGAUCGGGAAGAUUUCAGAAGCAGUAAAUCCCACCCAAAAGUUUCACCCCAUUGAGGCACUUGAGCCUGGUACUGAAUAUACAGUUCGUCUAGUGACUAAGAAUUGGGUUGAUAACAAUAGCAUUUUUGAAGAUGUAAUUGAGACGAGGGAGAGAGCUUAUGCUGGCAUUUAUGAGGGAAUUUCCACCCAAGGCUGGUUUAUUGGACUGAUGUGUGCCAUCGCUUUGCUUACCUUAUUGCUGCUAACUAUGUGCUUUGUCAAAAGAAAUAAAGGAGGAAAAUACUCAGUGAAAGAAAAAGAGGAUUUGCAUCCAGAUCCUGAAGCUCAAUCAAUUAAAGAUGAGAUCUUUGGGGAAUAUAGUGACAGCGAUGAGAAGCCACUCAAAGGCAGCCUCCAGUCACUUAACGGGGACAUUAAAGCUACGGAAAGUGCUGAUAGUUUGGUAGAUUAUGGAGAAGGGGACCAAGGGAUGUUUAAUGAAGAUGGUUCAUUUAUUGGCGCUUACGCUGGAUCUAAGGAAAAAGGAUCCGUUGAAAGCACUGGAAGUUCUACAGCAACUUUUCCUCUCCACGCAUAAAAUAUUAUCAUAAAUGAUUCAUUUCAAAUUUCCAUAUUUAUCUUGACUAGUAAUCAACUAUUACCAUAGGUAAUCAGAAGUAGAUUGCAGAACGAAUCAGUCAGAACCCCAACCUCCAGGUAAUAUGGGAAUUAGUCGCUGCUAUCAAAACAUGACUUUUGAGACUUUUCAGUCCUGAUUGUUCAGGUGUUUUCAUUCAUAAAAACAGGUGAAUAAUACUCUCACAUACAAUAUAUACCACUCAGUCUGACCAAAACCAUAGCUUCUCAGUGUUACAUAUGUAUAUAGAUACUUGUUACCCUACAUGUUUCUCUAUAUAACUUUCUAUUUCUUGUAUGCUUUGUCACUUUGUAUAGACAUUUACAUCCAGUAUUCCCUAAUAUAUAAUGACCUUAGCAUGGUGGAGGUCAGAAGAUAGUGGGGGUGGGAGAAGGGAGAUUACUUUAAAAGUUAACACCAAGAAAAAAAUAAUUGAAAACACUAUAGAAAUACAUUCCAUAUAUUAUUUAAUGUUCACGAAGAAAAAGAAAGUCUGUUUAAGUAAUUCUAGAAUUAGUGGCUAGAGCUGAUUGCAAUUACUUAGCGACACAGCUUUAUCCACAAGUAAUUUGAUCUCAAACUUGCUCUCAAAAGAAACCGGUUCCGAUCUGGUAUCUAUAUCUUCUCUCCAGUAGCUGUCACUCUUUCCUUAAACAAGUUCAGUUACACUAGUUUUCCUUUGGCAGAGGAUAACGAGGCUCAUCCCACAUCUGUUCGAUGUGUCAAGGAAGCAGGAUCAGGUCUUUAGACUACUAAAAAGGCCACCUGAAUCUGCCACCCAAGAUCUUUGAAAGCUGCAUUUCUAAGCAACUGCGUUUUGUCUGCUUUCUGUCUGUAUAUCUGUAUGCGAGCAUACAUUUCAGGAAUGCAUUGUACAUAUUAUUUACAGUGUUGCUGUAGUGAUGUUGGUCCCAGGAUACCAGAGAGACAUGGUGGGUGAGGUAAUAUCUUUGUUUUGUACCAGUUUCUGUUGGGGAAAGAGACCAACUUUUGAGCUACACAGGGUUCUUCAGAAGAAGACGUUGGUCCAAUAAGAGACAUCCACCUUGUCUCUCUUGUACAUAUUAUGUUAAUAUUUACAUAACUGAAAACACAGACUGGUUUUAAUUUGAAGUGAGAAAAUGAUCCUAGCACGAGUCUGUAUUGCUAUGUAGAAAUAGAGGGACUAGUUGUGUAUGAAACAGUCCAUAUAUUAGCUUUUCCUCUUUCUUUUGGAUAAUACUUAAAAAUAAUUGUUUCUCUCUCCAAAAAAUAAACCCUGAAUAAUUAGGUAUUUUUUUAAAAAAAUAUUUUCACAUCCUGCAUUGUUACUUUUUUAAAAAAUGGAUUACACUAGAAUUUCUUUUCUAUAUGGUUUACUGAAUAAGGUUUAAAAUUCCCAAUUUGCUACUCAUUCCUUUUUAUAUUUGGUCUCCCAAUUAUUUUUAAAAGUUUGUUGUUUUUUUUUUCUUUUAUAUUUUGUUAACUUCGGUACAGUGCAAAUGUUCCUUGUAGUUCUGUGUUGUUCUUUUAAAAUGGUUGUAUCUGCAUAAUUACAAUUUAGUCAUUGUUAGAAGGAGAAAUUUUACUAUAUACAAGAUAAUUCCUGCAAAAUCUUUUAUACACGAGUAGUCCUUAGGCAAAUAGCUCUGUUGAUUUCAUUGCAAGUACUUCAGUGGAAAUAAUAGUGUAAGUAAAGACUACUCCCAUGAGUAAGGGUUUGCAGGAUCAGACCCAGAAUUACAACUUUAUGAGCUGCACGAUGCACGUUAUUAAAUAAUCAUAACACUGGUUUUAAUUUUAUACAAUACCUAAGGGACCAGCUCCCAUUCAUGUACUUAAAUGAAGUGGCUUGAGUUUCAAAAGUUCUCAACAACAAUUGAAAACAAUGGUAGCUGUUGGGUGCUGGCCCUAAAUCUACCAUCUAUUUGGAAUAAAGGCCAAUGGGACUACUUAUAGGUGGCUUAUAAGAGAAUGAUAUGGUCAUAGGUUAAAAUAGUUAGCACACUAUACUGUAUUAUUAGCACCUCAGAUCCCUAAAAUUGGGAGAAUUUGACAAAUGUCUCACUAUUUGUACUGUAUAUUUUUUUUACAGUUAAUUCAACUUGAUCACUGAAAAGGGACUGGUCAGUUUGGGGGAGGGGAGAAGGGUCUCACACACAGAGGUUCUGGCAGGAAACUGAAACCUUACAUCCUGUCCCAAGUCACACAAGGUGACUUUUUUCAGGACUCCAGACAAAUUAACCGACAGGACGAGUGUCCACUGACACUAGUGCAUGAGAACCUGAAAGUGAAAUAAACUGAGAAUUGACCAGACUUGUGUUACAAUUUUCAAUUUGUUGCUAGUCUGUUCUUAAUCCAUUUCACUUUGAGGGGGCUCUGCACUAGCACAGGGGAGCAAUGUUUGGCUAGCAGAGGAAAGUUUCCUUGCCUUCUCAGUUAUUUCCACCGAAUAUUCUUUUUUUUUAAUUGAAAUGUUUUGAUUGCCUUGGAUUUUGUAAACAUUAAGUUUAGUCUCUUCAUCUUUUCUCUUUCUACCCUCUAAAGAAACUCUUAAUAGGACAGGGAGAGGCCCUAGUUAGCCUUAUCCAGCAAGAUGGAGUAAUAAGUCCCCAACCACCACUGCUCCCAUCCACAAAUUACUGGCCUUUCUAGUUUUUUUUUAAUGGUCCAUUGAGUAGCCAGAGCCUCUCUUCUUCUCCCCUACUGCUGUGCCAACUUCUGUAGGUGGCACAGAAUCCUCAGAGAGAAAUCUGAUUGUAGAGGAGGGAAAGGUCCAGACUAGGGUGUUAGAGUGUAUUAGGUAAGAGCUCAAUUACAGAAGCCUUCUCCUUCUACUCCCCAUAGCUACUAAACAACUCCUCUGUUCAAAGGGUUUGUACCUCUGAUUGGGGCAAACCUUUAGGACUGUGGGCCACUGCCAUCUGCAAGUUUGGAUGGCUGCUCACACUCACACAUUAGGUACGAUAUGAGCCAUGAAAAGUCAGCAAAGAUAUGCAUUUUUCUUGCACUUACAGGAUGUUCGGUUCAACUGGAGUCAUUGUCCCAGAAACAUCUAUGUUAAACAGACACAAAUUUCACACCACAUUAGUGGGACAGCCUCUUAUCAAAUAAUGAAUAAGCAUCCUCUGCUAUGACUUGCUCAUUUGUAGCUUAAAGUUGCUGAUGACAUCCCUGUGAUGUGCUAUUCAUCUGUGUCGGUAUGAGUACUUUUUCUAUUUUUUUUUAUUCAGUCUCUUAAAUCUUAAUGUUCGUGAUUCAUUACUCCUCAGGGCCUAAAAAUCACACUGUGACAAAAAGAUGUGCAAUGAAAUUUUUUUAAACGUGCACUGACUUUUUAGGAUUCUGCCCAAUGAAUAUUAAACAAACGUCUGAAAUUCCCAGAGAUUCUUGUGUCUGUCUAGCUCCAUUCUCUUUCUUGAGUAAUUCUUUUUCAGCAGGGAUUUUUUUAGGCACCACUAUAUCUACUUUAUAUCCUGGAAUGUGCAGAAGAUUAAAAUAUGCUUCCAAAAGAGAUGUCAUUUUAAAAACAAAACAGCAAAACAGUUUAUACUUUUGGAGCCAAUUUUUCCUUUCAUGCAAAGCAGGCCAGUUCCAUUCAUUUCAAUGGGGUUUGGUGUAAAGAAGGGGACAUUUUGAUACUUAUGUUGCAUUUAAAGUAUUAGCACCAUAAAUGUGGUACCACAAUUAAGAGAACAGGUAUUUCUGAUAUUUUUCAGAAGUGCUUGAAAUCCUCUUAAUCAAAUAACAUUUUGGAAAUCUGUAAUGAUUUUUCAUUUAAUUUGUUACAUACAAAAAACUCCUCCUAUAUUAAAACUGCAUACACUGAAUGAGACAGGGGUCUUAUGAAAAAAAUGCCAUGUGAUCAUGUAGUAUAUCUCAUAAUACAUACACACGUGAAAGCUGAAUUAAGGUUGCAUAUGAAACCUUAAUUCUGGCCUUUCCUAAAUUUUCUGAUUUGAACUUUACAACUGUAACUAAUAUUUUUAAACAUAGAUUUUUGUCUGUAAUUUCUUAGGUUUCUUUUAAAGGAAAAAGUAAAAACAAAUUUUAAUUAUAUGCAAAUGCAACAGCUCCCCCUAUCAUACAUCAUCAGUCAGUUUGAACCUAAACCUCCAGCACAGCUUGAGGACUUAAUUACAGUAACCAUUUUAGUUAGCAGUAAGAGAAAACUGAUAUUCCAUAGAAAGGUGUGACUAGGUUACUGGAGUCACGUGCUGGGUCUAAGGAAAAUGAAGAGAUUACUAUGAGUGUGGAACAGUUCUCCUCUUUUCAACCUUCUGGAGGUGAGGGAAGCUCCUUCCCCAUGUGGUACUCCUGGGGGAAGUAGAGGGAAGGGGUUUUAGAAAGGAGAAAAGCUUGGCUCUCUCUCCCCUCACUCCUGUUCUGUCUGUUGCUGCUCUGAUAGCGGCAUGGGAUCAAGCUCAGAUUAGAGUUAAUUCUAUUAUUAUUUUGGCAUGCUGCCAACAUUUUACUGGCAGCACAAAUCACAGAAGGGUAAAGGUGAUUUUCAGAAGCUUAUAUCUCAGCCACACCUGAAUGGAAUUUCAUCUGACAAAGAAAAGGCACUUCUCUGGUUCCAGGGAUUUCUCCCUAAUGAAUUUCAAAGGCCCACUUUAAACAAUGGAGGUGAUAGAGCUACUCAAAGAAAAGGUUGCAAAAAUCUUUUAUAAUGAAAAGUUUUAGGUAAGCAAAAUACAGCGGGUUACUCCUCCCUGGUAAUAAGGACCAAACGCUUUACUCAUGUUGGAUAAUCCUAGCCUCCACUAGUAUUCCCAUCUACUCUAAUACUACAUACUCAUGGAGUAUGGCCUAUUCAACAAGGGUAAGGGCAUUAGAAUCUGGCCCUCAUAUAUCAGAGCAUUACAUUUUAAAAUAUGCACAAUCCACCCAAGAAAGAAAGCUUGCAUAAUAUUGUAUUCUUCGGAAUGGCCUCCAUCUCCAGUUUAGUCUCUGGUGGUGUUUGUGAGCUCACGGGCACAAAGUUCAAAGGAGUUUAUGCAUUUUAAAAACUGUAUUUCCAUCUCUGUGCAUUCUCCCAUUUACAUCAGUGGGAUUCCCAAGGAGGCUUUGAUACUGGAUUCCAAUACAGGAUAAGUGUCUUGGCCAUGUAUCUGCUUCCAAUUAAGACAAUAGACAAGUUAUUUUCCCCUAUGAAUAAAUCAAUAUAUAUAUAUAUUGGAACAUAGACUGCAGGAUUGGAAGGGACCUCCUGGGUCAUGGAGUUCAGUUCAGCAACCCCAUCAUAUAACUCCAUUAAUAAAUUUAUUAAAAUUACAAUGGUUAGGUUGUUUAGUAUAUAUAAUUAAUAAGAAAUCAUAUCUUCUGUAGGUCAGCUUUCAACAUGAUGCAGUAGUUCAAUGAUUUGUCACUUUGUUUUGGCCUGAUCAUACAAACUCUUAUGAGUACCCCUUAUUCAGAUGAGUACUCCCAUGGAGCUAAUGAUUCAUAUGAGCCAAUGAUUCUCGUGUAAAUAAAAGUUUGCAGGAUCAGACUUUUUCCCCCAAGUGAAUUAAAUAAAAAUGAGCAGGUUGCAUCUUUCCAGGCUUUUGACAAUAAUUUUACACGUAGCUUUGGAAAACAAUGUUAGGUAAUUGGGUACUUUUAUUCUAAGCCUUGUAUACAUCUGAAGAGGCAUUUCACUGUAAUUUCAAUCAUGCAGUCAUAGUUACACAAAUAAAAAGGAUAUUUAGACAUGCUGUCUAUAGUGUAUCUCAAUUAUUUUAAGUAACAACCAUGUAAGGAGAGAGAAAUUGAAGGGAAAUCAUUGUUAGGGCUUGCUGGCAGAAAUUCCAUUAACUUGACAAAAGAUCAUGCCCUCAAAAGCAUCUUUUUUUAAUGUUUAGUGUUUCCGUAUAAAGUAUAUACAUAAUGUUUGCCAUUUGAUCUCCUGAAUAUUGGUACAUGUUUACACUUCAGCACCAUAUCUUUCAUGUAAAAGUUUUGACUAUCAGAUCAAGCUUUGUUAUCUGCAGUAAUUCAGUUUUCAUGCAGGAACCAAUAUAUGGGUAUGAGCCAAAGCAUACUGUAUUUUUUAUUUUACACAAGAUAUUUUGUUACUUCAUGUAAAAAGAUCAAGACAAAUGUGGUACUAAGUUCACACCAUUCUUUUUUUUACUAGAUGAAUGUUAAUGUAAAUUUAUUAAGGUUUAGAAAAAUGUGUUUGUACUGUAGUUGCCGUUUGUAUCAUGCCUAUGUACAUGUAUGGUUUUAAAAGAUAUUUUCAUUAUACAUGGAAUUCAACUUUGCUAAUAAAAGUUUGACUUGAUGUAUUCUUCAAAUG